Messenger RNA from Somion occarium, 2165 nucleotides. Lineage: Eukaryota; Fungi; Basidiomycota; Agaricomycetes; Polyporales; Cerrenaceae. The record is from the annotation of a GenBank genome assembly.
AUGUGAGAGCUUGACCUGAACUCGCCAUUUGCGAUAGCUGGAGUCUGGACGCUUCACAAUGAUACCUGCCAGGAUGCGACGAACGUAUUCCAAAGCAGAGGUUACACCGCCCUUCACUCGUCGGCCGAAUUCUCAAUGACAUUUCCGAAAAUGGGGAGACCCGUCAGGAGAUCGCCAUUGUCUGCCGAGGCGGGUCUCUUGACCUCUCUUCGCCGAGGGGUGUGGAUGGUGUACGUACUCGCAAUCUGUUCGCUUGGACUGGCGUGGGGGCAGGACGAAUGGGACUAACGACGAUGAACUCUGGAUGCCGCAUAAAGGUUCCAUAGACGUCCGAAAACAUCCUCCACAUGAUAUCUUUACCUUUGUUUAUAUACCCCUCACCCCCUACUUUACCAGGGACUCAUUCCUCCGUCCUAACUAUUUUGUUGUAAUUAUACCCUCUCUCAUGACCGCGACGAUAAGUGACGAAGAGACCCCGCUCUUGCACGAACAGCAGCACAAAAAGGCCCCGACGCCCUUACCAUGGGCGCAGUUCACCAUUCUCCUGGUUCUCCAGCUCGCAGAACCUCUCACGAGUCAAGUCAUCAACCCCUUUGCUCCCCAGUUCAUCAGGGACUCUGGGAUUACUCAUGGUGACGAAACCCGAGUUGGUUAUUAUGUCGGACUCAUGCAAUCUAUCUUCUUUGCUACACAAGCCAUGACUGUCCUUCAUUGGAGUCGAUUGUCUGAUCAUCUUGGUCGCAAGCCAAUCAUCAUGACCGGAUUAUUUGGCCUCAGUUUAUCUAUGUACUCAUUCGGUAUGUCGACGACCUACUGGGGUGCUGUAUUGAGUCGCAGUCUAAAUGGUGCACUUAAUGGUAACGUCGGCGUGCUUAAGAGCAUGGUGGCCGAAAUCACAGAUUCUACCAACCUCGCUCAGGCUUACGCUUAUUUACCUAUUGCUUGGGCCUCCGGACAAGCUUUGGGUCCCGCGAUUGGAGGCUAUCUAUCACGCCCAACAGAACAAUUCCCUGACGUCUUUGGUAAUUCUGAGUUCUUGAAAGAGUACCCCUACUUCCUUGCUUGUGCCGUCCCUGCGACCUUCUCCGCAGUGGCUUGGCUUGUCACCUAUCUCUUCAUUCAUGAGACUGUAUCACACCCUCUUUCACUUCGUAGCUUUAUCAAGCUACGCACCGGCAAGGCUAACUUGCAAUUGCAAAAUGAUGACGCCAGCCAGGACACCCUGGUCGAAGCCACUGACGAUAUUAGUCUCAAGAAGGACAUCAUCGAAAAUAAACCAUUCCCACUCAAGGCUCUUCUGAUCCCCCGUGUAAUCAUGUCUGCAUUCAAUUACGCUUGCCUUGCGCUCGUGGAUAUUACUCUUCGUUCAGUCCAACCCGUCUUCUUUGCUACGCCUGUCGAGCUAGGUGGUUUAGGCUUGCCGCCAUAUAUGAUCGGCAGAAUUUUGUCGAUUUUUGGCAUAUUGAACGGUAUCAUUCAGAUAUUUUUCUUUGCCAAGGUUCACAACAGGUUCGGUACAAAGAGAGUUUACAUCUUCGGCCUCGCUUCGGCCCUCGUCGUAUUUGCGUCUUUCCCCGUUAUCAACUUGCUCGCCAAAGUUGAACAAGAACACUCGUGGUUCGUCUGGGCAGCUGUUGGCUUCCAGAUCGUCACCUCCAUCAUCAUCAACUUCUCUUACGGGUGCAUAUUUAUUUAUAUCACCGCAUCGUCCCCUAACAAAGCCUCAUUGGGAACGGUGAACGGACUUGCGCAGGUCGGCGUAUCGAUCAUGCGUACCAUUGGUCCCGCAACAGCGAACUCCCUAUUUUCUCUGUCGAUCGAUAAGCAACAUCAUUACCUCGGAGGAAAUCUUGUAUACGUCGUGCUCGCAUUCAUCGCAUGUGUGUCGCUGAUCGUUGCUGACCGAUUGCCGAGCAAAGCUUGGACUCACGACGACGAUCUGUCGUCAUGAUGUGCAGCGUCCAUUCAUGGCUUCCUUUCCAUUUGUUUUCUUUUCCCUUCCAUCCAUUUGGCAUUUCACGACAUGAACUGUCUUUUGGGCGUUCCUAUUUUUUUUCCCACCUAGCGACACAUAUUGCAUUCUUCUGUGUUAUGACACAAGAUAGACUUCUCUUGCAUACUCAAUACAAAAGUAUUUUGCCAUCUAUUUGCAUUGUGUGAUAAUC